Messenger RNA from Penicillium malachiteum, 2382 nucleotides. RefSeq lists its product as uncharacterized. Gene Ontology annotation, molecular function: zinc ion binding; DNA-binding transcription factor activity, RNA polymerase II-specific; RNA polymerase II cis-regulatory region sequence-specific DNA binding. The record is from RefSeq and is a predicted model, not a curated record. Gene Ontology annotation, cellular component: chromatin. Gene Ontology annotation, biological process: regulation of transcription by RNA polymerase II; DNA-templated transcription. NCBI's taxonomy places the organism in Eukaryota, Fungi, Ascomycota, Eurotiomycetes, Eurotiales, Aspergillaceae. The coding region runs from base 1 to 2382 and encodes 793 amino acids. The transcript has 7 exons.
AUGCCAUCCCCAUCUCUAUCACCUUCACCCCAGAUUAAAGGCCGUGUUGCAAAAGCCCGGAUUUGUCCCCAUUGUGGCCGAGGCUUCCGCCGAACUGAACAUUUGGAGCGCCAUGUGCGAACCCACACCAAGGAGAAACCUUUCAUUUGUUUUUGUGGAGCAGCUUUUACUAGACGAGAUCUAUUGAAGAGACAUAAUCGACUUGCACAUCAAGAUGACCUGUCGUCUACUAAUUCUCAACCCGUUGGGUCACCGGUGAGGGCCGGUUCUCAAGCACCCCAGGUUGCAGCCCCGGGAGUCAUCCCACAAAGGUAUGAUGCAUCUGUCCGUCCAGUAGGAUCAAUUCCGGCCCCUUCAACGGUGCAUCCAUGGCCUGUACCCCAACCGGAGCAUGCAUCGUAUCUAUCACAAAGCCAGGCCAGCGGCAUGAUGCCGGCUGCCCCAGCUAAUCACCACCCGGAGGCUCAUCCUGGCAUGCAUGACCCGGCUAUGAUCCAAGCUGCGCAGUUGCUUAUUCCUGGAGAUUACCAGGCCCCUCCGCUGUCCUAUUUACCAGAAGAUCUGAAUCAUUUUCAAGAAUUCACUCAUUUUUUGGAUUCAAUCGGGCUUCCGGCUGAAUGGCUUCCUAACGAAGGAGAAGGCAUUCAAAUUCAAGAAAUUGGUCUGGAAGACGUGCAAAAGACCACACAACCACCCCAGGAGCAAUCACGACCCCAACGAACUCGAGAAGAGUCUCGUGGCGAUUCUCCAUUCCGGUCAUGGUUGCCGUCAGUACCUAGGGGCGACCAGAGCCUAACAACUAUUUCAGAUACAGAACCGCCACACGCUGUCAAUGCUUGUAGGUUCAAUGUCUCUGAGGAUCAACGGUUUCGACUCGCUGCUUCGCUUGAGGACUUUCGCAAUGUUAUACCCGACUUCACUCUUCCAUCCCGCCACACAUUAACCCGAUACUUAACAUCCUACUUUGAAGGAUUUCAUCCUCAUAUUCCAUUCAUUCACGUCCCGACAUUUCGCUUUAAUGAGUGCUCCCCAGAACUAGGGCUGGCUAUAAUGACGAUUGGAGCCCAGUAUCGAUUUGAGCACCGCAACGCCGAAAAAAUAUUUCAUGUUUCCAAAGCGAUCUUAUAUGAACGUAUUUCCAGAGAAGCUCGCAUUGCUGCACAUGGUUACCCCUCUUCACUGGGCGAUAUGCAAUAUACAAAUGGGAGAGAAAACCAGCCCGCGACCCUUACGUCUAGUGCGUCGAGACAGAUGGAAGUCAUUCGCUGUCUGUUAGUGCUCAUGAGCUAUGCUACCUGGGAACGAGCUGGGCUCGUACAAGAGGCAUUCCAACUUCAAGCUCAGCUCGUUCAAAUCCUUCGGGAGGCGGGGUUGACAGAACCGCAGUCUGAUCCACAUGCUUUAUCGACAGACUGCAUCGCCUACAAUGUCUACCCGUCUCUUCGGAGCAGCGAGAUACAUAUGCGACUUCCUUGCUCUACCAAAGAAUGGAUAGCCAAAAAUGCCACGGAGUGGGAAGCUGCUCAACAAGAGCGGGGGCCUCAGCAGCUUUUCUUCCAAGAUGCUCUCACUCUACUACUGCAGAAGUCAAGAUCUGCAGUUCCAAUCAAUCCUAUUCCCUCGCCAUUGGGAAAUUACAUGCUGCUUCAUGGUCUACUUCAGCGGAUCCACAUAGUCAGUGAAUUAUCAUUACCAAAUGGAAACCACUCGACCACCCUACCAACCGAAGAGCUUAACAAGAUCGAACGUGCUCUUCGUUCCUGGACAUCCGUUUGGCAACAAGCUCCCGAGUCAAGUCUUGACCCACAUAAUGCAAAUGGACCCAUCCCAUUCACAUCUAGUGCGCUAUUAGGUUUAGCCUAUGUGCGAUUGUCCUUGAAUCUCGGUCCAUAUCGCCGACUUGAAACGCGAGAUCCAUUGACAAUAGCGUCCGCUCUUUGCCAAUCCCCCAAACCUGAACGAAGUUACCGUCUUAUCCCCGCGUUGAUAUAUGCCGCUCACGCCCUCAGCAUUCCUGUGCGAUUAGGGAUUGAUCAUAUUGCCCGGAGUCAAGCCUUUUUCUGGAGUGUGCGCCACUCUCUUGCUAGUUUGGAAUGUGCUGUCCUACUAAGUAAAUGGCUUUUCACACUUGCUGAAGCGGCUCCGGAUCAAGAACUCAGUGAGAAUGAAAGUCGCAUACUCAGAUGGACCCAAUGCAUUGUGGAAGAAGCAUACUCUUCAAUUGAUUUAGAAGAUGAACCUGAAACUCCGCUCAACUUGGAUCCAGCAUCUUUGGGAAUGGCGGUACUCAGAUUAUGGUCAAGGUUAUUCAAACACAACACUCAAUGGCCUUUCAUCAAUGCCCUUGGUAAGAGCUUGGAGAAGUAUAUGACUAUGAUCUGA